GCCGGCCCGCCGCCGGCCGCUCAGAAAUGUAACCAAACGCCCCAAACCUCAAACAAAUCCAGUCUUCCAGCGGUCGUACCGCCAUGUAUUAGUAUUAGCAUUAUGUAGUUUAAACAUUAGUCUUAAGAAACCAAGUCUUCCAUUAGUAUUAAGUAUUUUAAGAUGCAAAGAGGUAGGGCGGCGCGACGCGAACAGAACAACCGAGUUGUAUUCGAGCGACUCUGGCGGGGUACAUUCCAAGCGGUGCUCGCAGGACCACAGCAAAGAGCGCGUGCUUCCUCGCACGAUCCUAUUUCUGAUUCGUCUGUGGUCCCCGUGACCAUGCAACAGGGGACGACCAAUGCAGACGACAAUUUAGAGCCAGCGCUGAGAACUCUGCUAGCGACCCUGAGAAACUCAUGUUGUUGCCGAUGCAAUUGCUCGCAACCAGAGCGCAACAAUUUUAACGACAAUUUGCAGGUCUGUCUCUCCAAUGAUGAGGAGAGGAAGUCCAUGCGAUCUGUAAUCAGCGUACGAGAGACGCACGCGAUCGCUGAAGCGCAGCAAGAAAAAAACGCGAGGUUACGCGACGCGUUCGGGAUCUCGCCUCGCUUUGUGGAGGGCACCAGCCUGGACCCGGAGCGGCGAGCGCGGGAACAAGCGCAGCGGUACCCACUCGUGCGGACGCCCAGUCACGAGAGGGAGGAACGGGACGUGCACGUGACCAAAAAGAAAAAAAAGAGAAGUACAUCACCAGAAGCUAAGAAAAUAAAGAAAAAGAAGUCUAAGAAGAAUAAAAAAGAGAAGCAAGAGUCAAGUAAGAAAAAGAAGAAACGGUCCAAAUCACCGGACACGGAGAGCUCGAGUAGCUCCGAAGCGGCGCAGGAAAGCGACUCUGGCAGCUCUGAAGAUGAAAGGCAGAAAAAAAAGAAAAAGAAAAAGUCGAGUAGCAGACGGCGAGGCAGUAGCGAGCCGUCGAGUCGUGAUAAUUCCCCAGUUAAACACAAUAAAGAGAGGCUGCGAGAACGUAGGAGUGAAAGCAGGCAGGAUGAUGUGCAGAACAGGAAGAAGGAUAAGGAGCGUGACGAGAGAAAAAGAUACGAUAAAAGAGAAGAAACUUCCAAUACGAAUUCCCGACAGAAGGAGUUCAGUAAGAGGCGGGAUGAUCGUAGCACAUCGAGAGAUGAUCACGAUCCUUCACCUGAAUAUCGGCAUAGAUCAUACAUUACCAAAGUAGAAAAUAAAAAACAAAGAGAACCAUCUAGAGAAAGUGAAAGGCCAAAAACAACGCAACGCUCUAAACGCGCUCGUCACUCUUCUCCAGAAUCAGAUUCAGAAGAACCACCACCCAAACGUAAAGCAGAUAAAAGAGACAAGAAACAAAAAAAUAAGGAUACUAGUUCCUCGCCACCACCAGAAAAGAAAAGACGCAAAAGUCCAUCGCCUGACUGCAAGAGGAAAGCUGAGAGUCCAGUUAGAGAAAGCUAUUACAAUAGAAAAGACGUAGCUAGAAAUCGUAGAGCUAGCUUGUCACGGGAAGAUACCAGAACGAAAAAAAGGAGCGAAUCUCCAGAUUACCGAAAGAGAAAACAAGAAGAUUACUACAGAAAAGAAAAAGAAGAAAAGUAUGAAAAAAGUAAAAAGGGCAACGAACGUUAUGAGGAAGAGCCAUUGAAACGUAAAGAUAGAGAUAGAGAAAAUUAUGAUGAUCCCCCGAGACGCAAAAAAAAUAGAAGUCCUUCAAGGGAGAAGCGUGAUACCUCACCCGAAUAUAAAGAACGAUCUCCAGUGAGUAAGUCAUAUAAAAAUAGGGAAUCUCGUCGAGAAGUUGAAAGGCAUUAUAAAAAGUCUAAAUCAGAAAGAAAAACAUCAUCUUCCGGUUCAGAAUCUGAACGGCCUUCUAAAUAUACUGUAGAUAGAAAUGUGAAAAGCAAGUUUCGUUAUGAGAAAGAUAAAAGUAUGUCUCCACCUCCCAGAGAACAUCGAAGGAGGAGUUCUUCAGAACAAGAUCGCAAAAAACAGGAAUCGCCACCUCCCACAAAUAAAAUAGAGAAAUAUAAAUCAAAUAAAAUUACAGAAAAUAGACGCGAACGAAGUCGAUCAAGAAAAAAGUCACCAAUACCUGAAGAAAGAGGCAAACGUAAAAGAUCUCCAACUAAGUCAGAAUCGCCUUCUCCAGAUCGAAAGAGUACAAAGAAGGAUAAGUUGAGAGACAAUCCACCAAAUAAUUUAAAAAGUAAAAAGUCCGAGCGUAUGUCUACACCUAAGGGUGAUCACAGACAUGAAAAAGAUCAUAAACAUGAACGUCGCGACUCGCACAGAGAUAAAUCACGAUCUCGUUCGGUACAUAAAAGCCGAAGUACCUCUAGCCUCAGUUAUUCUCCGGCGCGUCGAAGCCCUGAGCGCUAUCGCGAUAUUAUAGAGAAACUGCCCGAAAAAGACAAACGCAAAUACAUUAAAUCGCCGUCAGAUUUAAACCCAAGGAGAAAGAAAAUUAAAGAGCUCAUGGAAAAUUAUAAACCAAUGGCGGUAUGCAUGAGAAGUUCUUCAAGCGAGAACGAGGACUCUGAAGGCGAUUACCUCAGGUUAGAUGAGCGAGUGCGUCAGGACGAGUUGGACAUCGAAGAGCUGAAUAGAUUGAAGGAGAAGAUGGCUAUGAUGGCUAAGACGGCCAACCGGUGGGCCGAGGAGACGAACGGGCCGUCGACGUCCCACACCAGUAGUGGCGAGUCAAAGCCGAAGGAAGAAAAGUUGAAGGACAAAAUCUGUACCGAGACGAAAAAAGAAAAGGAGAAGUCUCCCGUAGUCAUUGAAAAGAAAGCCAGCCCGCUGCCUAAGUCUAGUUCUAAAAAAGAUAAGAGCCCUAAGGUUACGGAAAGUUCCCCCGAUGGGAAGCGACACGACAGGAGCGCAUCGCGGCGAAGUUGGUCGCGUUCAUGUUCGCGCUCGCGCCGCUCGUCACGCUCCGCUCAUUCACAGCGCUCCGCUCGCUCACAGCGCUCCGUUCGCUCACAACGCUCAGCUCGCUCACAGCGCUCAGCUCGCUCACAGCGUUCCGCUCGCUCACAGCGCUCCGCUCGCUCGCCAACCUCGGCUCGCUCCCCGCGUUCACCACACUCGCGAACUAAGUCGCGCUCGCGCUCCGCGUCGCGCUCCAGAUCUCGCUCGUCACGAUCGAGGUCGCGAUCCUACUCCUCAUCGAGACGUUCUCGUUCUAGUCGGUCCACCUCUUACAGCAGUCGAAGCACGUCGAGGUCGUCCCGCAGUUCCUCCAGGUCCACAAGAUCAUCGAGAACAAUGACGGGCGUGUACGCCGAUUACCGUAGAUCGAGCCCGUCGGCUGCGCGCAGUCGGUCGCGUUCGCCGUCGAUCCCGCGGCGCGCCGGAUCGCCCAGUUUCUUGGAUAGGAGGCGCAUCACGAGUGCCCGUAAGCGUCCAAUACCGUACCGGAGGCCUACCCCGUCGACGCCGACCAGUGGCAGUUAUUACAGCAGCAGGUCAUCACAGAGAAGUUGGUCCAGAUCUCCGCCACAGCCUGAGCACGAAUAAUACCAACUCGGACAUAUAAUCACUGGUACACUGCGAAAACCACUUGAACAUAUUUUUUUAGGAAAAGUAUCUCUCUCCAUUCAACUGAUAUUUACUUAUUUCAAAAGUUUGUUCUACUUUUAUAUAUUUUCUUUAACAAGUGGUUUUUACAGUGUAAUGACGAUACUAACAAAAAUAGCGAAUCUUAGCUAUAUAAAUUAUAUAUGAAAUUCAUGUGAAGGGAACAAAGAGCGAACCGUAAGCUUCUAUUUCCAUAGAGCAAAUAGCUAAUGAUUGUUUUUUAACACAGUUUACCUUGUUUUAUACAAACAUGUGUGCUAAUAUUUAAUUAGAAUGAUAUGAUAUUAUUUUGUGAUUUCCCAAUACUCAUAAUAUACUAGUCUUUUUGUUUGUUGUAAAAACAUAUGAAUACUGGAAUUAGAUUUAGGAUAGUACAACAGGAGACGAGCGCACGGAAUGUACAACGCAAUACCACGACCAUAUUGACUGAUAAAAUAUGUGCUAAUAAACAUAUUUAUAUCGCUGGGUGAUGUUUACAGACGAUAAUUUAUAGAUGUAUAAGGUAAAUGUCUUAUUUUUUGUGUUCUUAUAAAAAAUACGUGAUCAAAUAUCAAAUUGUGUAGUCUUUAGGGUUUUUAUAUCUAGUCGAAAAAUAUUUACAAACUGCGAUCAUUCCAAGUCAAAUCUAUUUAUGAUCUCUUAUUUAUUAUUCUCUAU
Molecule: messenger RNA, 4245 nt
Organism: Achroia grisella
Lineage: Eukaryota; Metazoa; Arthropoda; Insecta; Lepidoptera; Pyralidae
Gene: Srrm234
Product: serine/arginine repetitive matrix protein 4
Exons: 9
Coding region: 163-3528 (1121 amino acids)
Molecular function (GO): mRNA binding
Source: RefSeq, a predicted model, not a curated record